Messenger RNA from Alosa alosa (allis shad), 1298 nucleotides. RefSeq names its product telethonin. The transcript has 2 exons. NCBI's taxonomy places the organism in Eukaryota, Metazoa, Chordata, Actinopteri, Clupeiformes, Clupeidae. The coding region runs from base 100 to 606 and encodes 168 amino acids. Gene Ontology annotation, molecular function: structural constituent of muscle; titin Z domain binding; protein-macromolecule adaptor activity. Gene Ontology annotation, cellular component: Z disc. The record is from RefSeq and is a predicted model, not a curated record. Gene Ontology annotation, biological process: cardiac myofibril assembly; skeletal muscle contraction; cardiac muscle contraction.
UUUGCGGUGCACUGUCAUGUCCACAGAGACAAAGGUCACUCCAAAAUAAGGCAUCAAUUCCGAUCAAGUGGAUACGAGGUCUGUCUCAAAAGGACAAAGAUGCACUGCUUAAGCCGAAAUCCCUCCACCUACCUGGUGAACUCUUACAGUGAUGUGAAGGAAAGGAAUGAACAGAGGAGGGAGGGCUAUGAAGCUACCUGGUUGGACGUGGUAAUGGAAACAAGACCAGAGAAGAAUGUGACUCUAUCUGAAAACAAUUCUCUGCGGAGGGAAACGUAUGAGCAGAGGCAGUUGGUUCAUUUCGUUGUGCGCAGACACAUUGACCAAACGCUCCACAUGGGAAGAUAUGGAGGCAAAAUGCGUAGAUAUGAGUUGCCUUAUGCAAGAAACAUUCUGCCUCUACCACUUUUUGUGCCCAAGAAUAUGGCACAACAGAAUGACUUGAACCAGACGCCCAUCCCGGCAGAGGAUCGCUCCACGGUGGAGUUUGAUAAAGCGUCACUGAUAGACGUUUGCGCGGAGAAGAAACAUUAUAAUGAGAUCGCCAAGGACAUGCCGCCAAUCAUUCAACCGAGCCGCCUAGACUUCAGAGCGUCCCGCGCGUAAUGCCCUGUGCCAAAUCUGUGUGCCAAAGCCCAAGGCAAGGAGACCACCAUAUGGCUGCAGUGGAACGCAGAAUGGCCAGUGGGGCAUUACAAGAACCAGACUGGACUUUGUGUGACUUCCUAAUUGUUCGAAACCACCUGAUGACAACCUGUGAUUGUGAGUUUGUUGUGCCCAGCUGAUCAGUGACUUUGGUCUGUGGUGAAAUAUAUGUGGCACGUUAGUUAGCCUAUUGCAAUUAACUUUUUUCAUAACAUCUGAUACCUUUAGGAGCGUACAUGGUAAAUAUGACACACCUAAUAUAAGCUAUCAAAAUCAACAUUUAGAGUAAAUACAAAAUUAAUAGCUAAUAGUCUAUCCCUGAAGGUGAUGUUAUUUGACUAUUUAAGUUUGAACUGUUAACCGUUAGACUAUUGUCUGAAAAUAUAUUAAAUAAUCAUGACAGGUCGGAAAUAGCCUUGUGGAAUAAACUAAGUAUUAUGAAAGAGUAUGUGAAGUGAGAAAGGUUUGCUGCAGAUUGCCGGGGAGAUCAGAGACAUAAGGACUUUUGUGACAUUCUGAGUGCAAGAGACUCAACGUUAUACUGCCAUCGUGUGGAGGAGUGUAGAAAUACGGAAAGCACUGUGGAGAAGAACUAAACGUUCAUGAUAAAAAAUGUGUUUUUUACUAUGAAUGAAAUAAAGCUGUUAAUUAUC